AUGUAUCAGGGAGGGUACGUGCUGGAGCUGCUGGGGGUGUUCCUGUACGCCACGGCCUGGCUCUGCACGCUCUCCGCCAUCAUCAUGUCGCAGUGGCUGACGCUGUCCACCGCCCUGCUGCCCACGGAGAGCUACGAGCUGGGCCUGUGGGAGACCUGCGUGGUGCAGGAGCUGGGCGGGGGCACGCAGUGCAGGCCGUACACCAGCCUGCUGGGCCUCCCGCCGGACAUCCGGCUGGCGCGGACCCUCAUGUGCUCCGCGGCGGCGUGCGGGCUCCUGGGCCUGCUGCUGGCGGUGCCGGGGCUGCACGUGGUCAACAGCUGCCGGGGAGCCGGGGCACUCCGGGCCAAGAGGGCGGCCAAGCUGCUGGGCGGGGCGCUCUGCCUGGCGGCGGGGGCGCUGGCUCUAGCGCCAGUGUCCUACAUGGCCCACCUGACUGUGCUGCGCUUCUUCGACGAGUCGGUGCCGGACGUGGUCCCGCGCUGGGAGUUUGGCCACGCCCUGUUCUGCGGCUGGACGGCGGGGUUUCUCCACCUCGCGGGCGGGACUCUGCUGCUCAGUUCCUGCUUCUGCUGGCAGGGACACGCCCAUCCACCACGCCCAUCCACACACGAGGGCGAGGCUGCGGGCCCCAAUGCGGUCAAAUCUGAGUACGUGUGA
Molecule: messenger RNA, 660 nt
Organism: Megalops cyprinoides (Indo-Pacific tarpon)
Lineage: Eukaryota; Metazoa; Chordata; Actinopteri; Elopiformes; Megalopidae
Product: claudin-22-like
Exons: 1
Coding region: 1-660 (219 amino acids)
Biological process (GO): cell adhesion; bicellular tight junction assembly
Cellular component (GO): bicellular tight junction; plasma membrane
Molecular function (GO): structural molecule activity
Source: RefSeq, a predicted model, not a curated record